CGUUCACAGUCUCUUUCAUUCACUCCUACGGGCAGGAGGGCCUUAUGGUGCGGUGAUACUGUUUAACUUAUUUGAUCACAGUGAAGAGAAGAAAUAUAUAUCGAGCUGUGUGCGUCUGUUUUCAAUAUCGCCGUUUAAAAGUUACACACCAACUGAUGUUUCUGGGUGAAUUCAACUGACUUGUUUCCUACCUGGUAUCUGCUUGUGCAUUGUGUUUGCUGCUGCCCAACGACCAGGUGUGCCACAAUAGGAAUUAUACAAACUUCGGCUCUUAAGAGGGGCACUCAUAGCACAAUGUCGAGGAUGCGUGAAUACAAGAUUGUGGUGUUGGGGUCAGGAGGUGUUGGAAAAUCUGCACUUACAGUUCAGUUUGUGCAGGGCAUCUUUGUCGAGAAAUAUGAUCCCACGAUAGAAGACUCAUAUCGUAAGCAAGUGGAAGUGGAUGGCCAGCAGUGUAUGCUUGAAAUCCUUGAUACUGCUGGAACCGAACAAUUUACAGCAAUGCGUGACCUUUAUAUGAAGAAUGGACAGGGCUUUGUUUUGGUGUACAGUAUCACCGCACAAAGUACAUUCAAUGAUUUACAAGAUCUCCGUGAACAGAUUCUCAGAGUCAAGGACACGGAUGACGUCCCAAUGAUCCUAGUGGGUAACAAGUGUGACUUGGAGGAUGAGCGUGUUGUUGGGAAAGACCAAGGCCUCAACCUGGCCAAGUCCUUCUCUUGCGCCUUCCUAGAAUCAUCUGCAAAAGCUAAGAUCAAUGUCAAUGAGAUCUUCUAUGACUUAGUCCGGCAGAUUAACCGCAAAUCCCCCGACAGAAAGUUAAACGGAAAGAGUGGUAAUAAGAAGAAGUGUUGCCUUUUAUAAGGUUGGAUAUUUACUCAUUAUAAGACUAGGUAAAGAAUGGCUGGAUGUUAUGCCUUCAUCCUCUCAGGUGUAACUUGUGAUUUUGUGUUCUGUUGCCAAGACAUGCUGUAACGUAAUCAUUCCUAGGAAUAUUAUUGAAGAGCUAAUGUGUAUAAGUGUUUAGAAGUGAAAAGCAGUGUGUGUGAGUGUGAGUGCAUGUAUGUGUGUGUGUAAGUGAUUAAAGCAUAAUUUCUUAUCUCUACUUUAAAUACAAGUCUGGAAGUGUAAUCAGUGUGAGAAGGCAAAAAUCUUGCAUACCUUGGUAAUAGAAACAAAAUUCACAGUAAAGAAAAAAAAAGGCUGGUGCCCCACGCAAACUUGUUACUAUGUUACACACCAUGGAAUGGACGUGUGGCCAGGUGGUGUAAUGAAGUAAACAAUUCACAUUAUUAUCAUUAUUAUAAUUAUUAUUCUACACAUAAUUUUAAAUGAACCUUUUUUUUUUUCUCCUUACCAGUAUAUUAUUAUUAUUAUCAUUAUUAUUAAUUAUAUAUUUUUAUUACUGUUGUGAUUGUUAUGAUUAUUAUUGAAUAUCCACUUUUAUUUUCGUUAUUUUCUGUUUUACAAGUCUUACACAUUGGCUAUUACUAACUGAUGAUAUAAAGAUAGUUUCUUUAUUGUUGUAUAGCAUAUUAUUUUUCAUUGUUUUGAUUAUUUUACUUUUGCAAUUUUCUCGUUUUUAGCUUGAUGGAAAGUGUGCUCCAUCCAGCUACUGAUCUGUUAAUUUUGGGCACAUUUUUUAUAGUUCCAAGAUCAAUCUAUAUUUGGAUGGUUAUAUGAUACACUGGUUUUAGACCUUGUUGAUCUGCAAAUGAAUAAAGUAGGCAUAACUGCUGUGCACUAUUAUUAUUAUUUUUUAUAUAAUUGUCUCUCAUGAUAUUAAAAUUUAUUGACUAUCAGUGAAUUUCCAAAGUUACCCUAGUCGAAGUGUUAUUUUGUUAAGCACAAAGUUGUGGAAAUAAUUAUAUAUAUAUAUAAACAUUGGGAGAACAAUUUCUUUGUAUGUGAGAGACAGAUUCCACUAUCCAUCCUCAUUGUAACAAUUCAUACCAUAUGUAAGAUAUAAUGCAUUAUGAGUACAUUUUAAAGUUUGUACUAGGCCUCCAAAUGUUGAGUAAAUUCUAGGUUGAUCAUUUUGACUUGAAUACAUGGGGGAUAUUUUGUACCUUUAGUAGCUUGUAGUUUGUUAACCCCAUGUACAGGUUACUACGCACAAGUUGCUUAUUAAGGGACCCAAGAGGCUUGUGUCAGGUAGGGAGGGGACAGUUUUGUCUCUUUAUUGGUUGCAACAUGAUAACUAGCCGAAGAUUUAAAGUACUUGGAAUUUUUGAAACCCAUUUGGUUGCACACUUCUUGUGCACUUGUGAUGUAAUAAGCCUUCUUGAAGUGGAAUAAUGCACCACCGUUUCGUGGUCAUAUAAUAGAAAAAGGCAUGUAGAAGAAUAUGCUAUGGAGAUGUUCCCUCUCAGUCUUCUGUAAAUCUUUAAAUGUUAAAUUCUGGUAAAGCCUACAGUUUGAUGUGGUGUUAGUGUGCUAAUUGUCAACCUGAUUUCUGCCCUGCUGUCAACUAAUAGCUUAUAAAAUAAAAAGGGAUUUGGAUAUUUUAUGCCCAGACCAAACGGCAUACUUGUACAUAACUUUACUCUGUAUAUUAUGUCAUGCUAUAAACAGUUAUAUAAACCAGACCUAGCAUAACCCAAAAGUGAGACAUAGGAUGUGUAGAGCCACUACAAGACAGCAGCAGCUCUUGUAAGGAUGAGUGGUACUGAUGAUUUAUAACCUCCAUCCCAGAACCCCCAUCUCUCACUGCCAGUCACCACCUACCACCUCCAUCACAGCAAACUGUUCUUCAGAAAGUGGUGAAUGUUGCCAUACAGUGCAACACUUCAUAAUAUUGCAAUUUACCAAUGAAUAUUCAGUAUAUCAUUCAUUAUUGUUUUCUACUGAUUUUCAUGCCACUCUUUACCAUGUAAGGAUAUAGACUUCAUCUGAAAAUAGCCCUAGGGAUGCAAAAUCCAAUAUCUAGUUAAGUUCUCAAAAGAGAUGUGAUAUAUAUGUAUGCAUUUUGAGUCCUGUCAACUCUAGGGUCAUUUUAAGAUUAAAUUUGCUAGUAAUCCAUCAGAAUAUUAGCGGCUUUAUACAAUAUUGGAAAAGCUUUACUGUUUGGUUUCAAUCUGAUAAAAGUGAAAUAUAUCGUGUACAUUGUUUAAA
Molecule: messenger RNA, 3114 nt
Organism: Penaeus indicus
Lineage: Eukaryota; Metazoa; Arthropoda; Malacostraca; Decapoda; Penaeidae
Gene: Rap1
Product: ras-related protein Rap-1b
Exons: 4
Coding region: 295-864 (189 amino acids)
Biological process (GO): negative regulation of synaptic vesicle exocytosis; cellular response to cAMP; Rap protein signal transduction
Cellular component (GO): plasma membrane
Molecular function (GO): GDP binding; GTP binding; GTPase activity
Source: RefSeq, a predicted model, not a curated record